AUGUCGGGGAAAGUGUUGGAAGGACGAGUUCUCAAAAAGUUCACCUGUCCUGGAGAUGGCGAACCCUUGGAUCCUAACCACCAUGGGUGGCUACACUGGUUUGAUAAACCGCUCCCAGACGGUGGACACCCUAAUACAGAUAUAUGGCCAGAUGUAUCUGAUUACUCCCCAUCCGAACUGUACCCUGCCCCAGGUCUCAAAAACGCAGACGGAGAACAAAUGUUUCUAUUUUCUUCGCGCCACUCGAAGACGGUGAGGCGCCAUUUUCACUGGAUGGCGUUGCACGGUGUCGACGGCGCGUUCUUGCAACGAUUUGCAGGCCAGUGCGACAUAGAGGCGGGGACAGCAAUGAGGAAAAUCAGAGAUGAAGUGGGUGAUCGUGUUCGAGAGGCUGCUGAAGCAGAGGGAAGGGUAUUUGCCAUCAUGUAUGAUGUCUCAGGUGUUCACCCAGACAAGAUUCAGCGAGUGCUCGAGCAAGAUUGGAUGCAUCUUGUGCGUGAUAAAUGCAUUCUAGACAGCCCCAAUUAUCUUCGCGAAAAAGGCAGCCCGGUCAUUGCUCUGUGGGGUUUUGGAUUCAACGAAAGAAACCACUCCCCUGAAGUCGUACGAUCUAUCACUAAUUUCUUUCGUUCCUCCACACCAGGCGGUGCUUAUCUUAUGGCAGGUGUACCUGGACACUGGCGCACAUCGACAUCUGAUAGUGACCCAAACCCCGAUUUCUUGCGAGUCUGGACAGAAGAGUUUGAUGCAUUGAGCCCUUGGACUAUCGGACGUUACGGAAAUGAAGAAGAUGCGGAGCGCUGGGGGAAUGAAAAAGUCAAACAGGACUUUGAUUUUCUGAAGCAAAGAGGAGAUGAAGGCAAAAAAAGAGUAGAUUACAUACCUGUGGUACUUCCUGGAGGCAGCGGUUAUAAUCUCUCUGGCGGCCAAUGGGGACUCAACGACAUAAAGCGCAACGGGGGCCGCUUUCUCUGGAAGCAAAUAUAUGCUGCUCGACACGCAGGGGUGCGCAUCAUCUAUGGGGCCAUGUGGGAUGAAUAUGACGAAGGAACAGCAUACAUGCCCGUUGUCUCUUCUUCAAAGCAACUUCCUGUUCACCCACAGUUUAACUUUCUAGCGCUCGAUGCCGAUGGCUAUUCGCUCCCGUCAGACUGGUAUAUGCGCAUAACUGGUUUCGCCGCUGAAUCAUUACGCGGUGAUCGUAUGAUACAUGAGACAUUUCCUGUCAAGGAGUUACAGGAUUAUUGGGCAACACGCCCCAGGUAUGAAGAUAAAACAGCUCACGAGGAAGAGGCGGAGCGAUGGAAGGAAGCUCAACGAGCGUAUCACGAUUGGGCUACAAAGGAAGGAGGUGCAGCAGUGGAUGAGGCUCCACCUCCAUAUAGGCUGGAAGAUGAGCAACCGACGCAAAGUCCUCGAACAAGCAGUACACCCAACGUCAGACCAGUCCCACCUGAAGCCACCAAGCCUACUCUCGGCCAUUCAUCCAGUGUCUCAGCCUCUUUUGUAUCCCCGCCGCCUGUUCCGGCCAGGAGUCCAUCGCUGACCACGAGCUCGCCAUCAGCGGGCAGUCGACCUCCUGUUAUUAACAUGAGUUCUCGCCCUCCACCGGCUCCAAUGUCAGCAAGACCGGUAUAUUCCUCCGAUAAGGUGGAUAUGGACAUGCGUCCCCAUCAGUUCUAUCAGCAACCAGGCUCCUCGCAUUCCAUUGUCAGGCCAUCCUCUCAAGUUUCUUUCCCUCUUCCUCCACCUGCAUCUUCUAAUGUGGCAUAUUUGGCCGAUGAUCUCGCCCGACAGAAAUUAUCACACCAUCCGUCAGAAGUUGUCUCAACACUACAGGAAUCUCAUGUAUCGGAAAUUUCUUCUUCGGUCAUGCAAAUGCCUUCCGUGGAGGCGAGUCUAAGGCGUCCCAGUAUUUCGCCCGCAAUCCCGCCAAUUUCUCCGCGCCCGCCGGCUUCACAAGUACCUGUUGCAUCAUGGUCCCAAUAUCCUGGUCAACAACAGCUUCACUAUGAUCCGUACAAUCAUCCCCCUGCCCCACCCCUCGAUUCCCACCCUUCACCCUCACCCCAGGGUAGGCCUUCCGCUAUAGGCGGACCAGGAUACGAUCGACAUGAUGCUAAGACGCAUUCACACGCCACCUCUUACCUCCGCGUAGAACAAUUAUAUCCGAACACAAUUCCAACUUCUGGUGUACCUCAAGAACCUUACAUAGCAACAGACAAGCCACCACAUCCCUACCAAACCUAUCCCGCAUCAAAUCCACUUGCCCAAGACUACUUUCAACACCAAGUUCCUCCCGCACAACCUCCUGGUGGUUCGCAUUCUCCUCGACCAUACCCUCCACCUGAAUGGGGAAUCCCAAGCUCGCCUCCGUCCCAAGUGCACCAUAAUAGACCUCCUACGCACCCGCAGUCUCAGAGCUAUUACGCCCCGAACCAGCCGGCACCGAUGUGGACAGGCAAUGGUGGAGGGGGCAGGUCCAAUCUCGCGGGGCGCGCACUAGACACUGUGGAGGGCAUCGCGGGGAGGGAUGCGAGGAGACACCUGGAGGGUCUUGCGCAGAGCGGGUCGAAGCUGCUGAACAAGUUCAAAUGA
This is a messenger RNA of Suillus fuscotomentosus, 2598 nucleotides long. RefSeq lists its product as uncharacterized. The record is from RefSeq and is a predicted model, not a curated record. The transcript is spliced from 7 exons. The coding region runs from base 1 to 2598 and encodes 865 amino acids. NCBI's taxonomy places the organism in Eukaryota, Fungi, Basidiomycota, Agaricomycetes, Boletales, Suillaceae.